This is a messenger RNA of Apis laboriosa (Himalayan honeybee), 5820 nucleotides long. RefSeq lists its product as uncharacterized. NCBI's taxonomy places the organism in Eukaryota, Metazoa, Arthropoda, Insecta, Hymenoptera, Apidae. Bases 2420 to 5626 code for a protein of 1068 amino acids. Gene Ontology annotation, cellular component: membrane. The record is from RefSeq and is a predicted model, not a curated record. The transcript is spliced from 7 exons. Gene Ontology annotation, biological process: stabilization of membrane potential; potassium ion transmembrane transport. Gene Ontology annotation, molecular function: potassium ion leak channel activity.
UUUCAUACAAAUAUAAAGUAUUCUUAUUCACAGAUAUUAAUUAGAUAAAGCGUAAUCUAACUUAUAUUAAUUUUUACGUUAUUUAUCGACAAUAUGAUAAAAAAAUAUUAGCAAAUUGCGUAAAAACUAGAAAGUCAAAAAAUCAUCGAAGAAGAAAUGCUUUUUGCAGGUAUAUAUAUAUAUAUAUAUAUAUAUAUAUAUAUAUACGUAUAAUCUUGAAAUCGCGGUUAAAUUUUAUAUAAUUUAAAAAGAUGAAGAAGAUGAAGGAGAGGUAAAAAAGAAGGGUGAAAGAAUAGACUAAUAUGUAAUAUUUGAACGUUGUUCAAAAUUUUUUUAUGUUUUUUAUUUGUAAAGAUUGCAAAUUUUUAAUUGCGAUAAGCAGCGAUGAAUAAUUUCCAAUAAUUUUGAAUUAGAUACGAAAAUUUAAACUAGCACGAAUAGCCUGUUCAUUUUGGAAAUUAUAAAUUAUAUUAUAUUAUAAUUACGUUAAAAAAUCGAAGUUUAUAGGAAGAAAUAUACACUUGUACAAGGAUAUCGAUAGAUAAUAAUAGGAAUAGUGGAAAUUUCAAAAACAGAAAGUUAAUUAGAAGUGCAAACUAUGAGGGAAAGGCAAGGGAUGAACGAGGAUAUAGUCGAGAGACGUUUUUAACGUAGCAGUUAUCAGUAUUAAAACGUGUUUGUACUCUCGAGAUCACAACUGUCGUGAUACAUUAUACAUAUUCUACUUCAUCAUUAAGGUGCGUACUUUCAUUAUAUUGGAAAUCAAACGAAAGAUGAUUGUGUUUCUUUAUUUCAAUUGCAAUCAAAAUUAUAUCGUUAUCGAACAUAAUUAUAUCGUUUAAUUUUCUAUGGUUUAUUAUUAUCGAAAAUAUUUCGUUCUCGUUUUUACACGUUAAUCGAUGUUUACUCGAUAUCUGGUUUAGCGUUGUUUCAAUGUAUAACGAAGAUAAGUUCUUGCAUUCUCAUAUAUAAACGAUGAAAUUUAUAUAAAAUAAUAUCAGAUAUAUUAACAUGUAGCAUCUAUUUCACAAAUUUUUUCGCGCGAAUGAAUAAUUGAAAAUUUGAAAAAAAAAUUUUUUUUAAUUCUAUCUCUUAUUUUUUUCUUCUUUUUGCUUUGAGAAAAUAUAUAGUCAAAUAUAGAUGUUACAGGCCAGUAAAUAUUACGCGUAAAAAUGAAAAAAAAAAAAAGGAAUAGACUACCAGGAAGUAAAUAACAAACCAUGUUAAAAACGUAAUAGGUAGAAAAAAUAUAUGUAUUCUUUGCGCGAUAAAUCAUGCGUUUGAUCGAUUUUUUCCAUCGAUCUUUCAACUAGCGGGAUAUAUAUUACGUUAUACAAAGUACAUUGUGGAAGUUACGUAAAGAGUAUCGUUGAAGGGAACAUUUUUGUCGCCAACUACGCGGUAACUGUGAAAAUUGUAGUCGCACGGUAAACGUCCCUAAGUCCAAUUGCAACCAUCGAUCAGUAUUCUCAAACAAUGCGUUUCCUACAUUCAAGAAAAUAUUCGGUUUAACGACUACCACUUUGGACAGUUUAAGUUACUUUGUUUCUUGAAUCUUUUGUUUCGUUAGAAUCAUCAUUCUUGCGACUGGUAAGAAUUUAAAUUCGCUCGCGUCUUCUUUCUUUUUUUUUUUCUUCUCAUUCUUAUUCCGAAUUCGAAGAAUAUUCGUCUUAUUGAACGGAAGAAAUCUUUCGUACAACUGGAGUUUUUUUUUCUUUUACGUAUCAACGCAACAUUACUUUUAUCAUUCUAUAAAUUCGUUUUUUGCGUUUCGGUUGAUCGCUUUCGUAAAUAAGAAAGAAGCGUCGCAGAAGUGGAUGUCGAUUUCGAAAUAAAUUGUGAAAAUUUCGAUAUUUCAGAUUAAGCAGGUAAAUCUUUUAUAUUUUCCAUAGAACAGUUAUACAAGUAUAUUCUAAUAAUUACAUCAUUUGAUAUUCUUGUUUCAGGGUAUUCGCUGAUUCGAAGGAACAGAAUAAAUUUGAAAGAAAAAUGAAAAAAUAAUCGCAUUACCUAUCGAUAAAAUGGUUAGUUGUUGCCACUUAAAAUCGUAUCGGAUAUCUAACAGAGUCGUCAUCGAGGGAGAAGAAGGUGACUUUUGAAGGUCGCGAAAUCAGAGUCUAAAGAGUUAUCACGCGAUAAUGUCGUAGUCUGCUUGACCGUCCAUAAUCUGUUUUUAGUGCAGUGGUAGUAAGAAUCGCGACAACAAUCCGCGAAUCGGUCGUUCUAUUGUAUAAUUAUUAAGAAUUGUCUUUCAAACAAAGCAGCAUCGUAAUUAUCAAAUAAUAGAGACAAUGUUUGAAACGGAAGGAAGAAAUUUAUGAAACUGGAACGAAAAUUUGCAUCGUUAUUUUAUUAGAGAUUUUUCGUUGUUGUUCCUGACACUCAUUCUUAUCCCAUUUCAAACACGAUCAGUUAAAGAAUGUCGAAGAAGCAAUGGUUGGUCCUGUUGAUGCUGUUCUUGACAUACUUGUUACUAGGUGCUUCCAUUUUCUACCAUAUCGAGAGCCGCUUAGAGAUCGACCGCAUUGAAAAAGACAAACAUGAACGCAUCAAAAUUAACGCUUUGCUACACACGCAUUAUGUACCGAAUCUUAGUCACGAUCACGAUGAAAUUCUCGAGAACUUGACACGAUACUGCGGAAAAUCAGUUUAUAAUUAUACCGAAGGCGAUUAUCCCCUUAAAUGGGAUUUUUAUAAUAGUUUUUAUUUCGCUUAUACCGUCGUCAGCACAAUAGGUUACGGGAAUUUGGCUCCAACGAACAGGCUCAGUCGCAUCCUGAUGAUAUUUUAUGGUCUGAUAGGCAUACCUAUGAAUGGAAUUUUGUUGACACAAUUGGGAGAAUUUUUUGGCCGUGUAUUCGUUAAAGCUCAUGAAAAAUAUAAAUCUUAUAAGCAUGGCCGUGACAAUUAUUAUCCUAAAAAAUUAACAACGUUCGAAACGAGAAAAGCUGGAUUGGCUGCACAAAUAUUUGCUCACUUGUUGCCAGGUUUCGUCAUGUUCAUCUUUUUCCCAGCAUUUCUUUUCUCUCAUUACGAGGGUUGGAGUUACGAAGAAGCUGUUUAUUACGCUUUCGUCACAUUGACCACCAUUGGUUUUGGAGAUUACGUGGCAGGGCAGGACAAUAGCAAGGGUAGCGGAUUUUUCUUUAUAUUAUACAAGAUCUUUCUGAUUUGUUGGAUUUCCUUUGGACUGGGAUACACCGUCAUGAUCAUGACAUUUAUCACGCGAGGUAUGCGAAGUAAGAAGAUUACUAGAAUAGAGCGUAAAUUAGCUAUCAAUUUGAAGCACACGCAAAGUAAAAUAUGGAAUGAAUUCAAUAAGGAAAUAAAUUAUUUACGCCGUGUUUUCAACGAGUUGCAAUUAUCUAAAGUUAAGAGAAUAUACGUUGACGAAUGUAAUUACGAGAUUCCACCGUCUAAAUUUUGUCGUAGCAACAGUUUUCCCGAUCUUCGAGAUUUGUUGUACGCCUCAAAAGAGAAAGAUGAAAUGUAUCAGAGACCUCGACGACGCGCCAAUAGCGAAGUGGUUCCAAUGGAAAAUCAAGUAACGCGCGUCGUUUCUGAAACCGAUCUUCAAAGAAUCGAUAAAACAGCAACAUUCGCAACUCAUGCAAUGGUUCAACCAGCAGAAUUGUUGGCAAGAUUGGUGAAUAUUCUUGGUUAUAUACCACCAGCUACCGAAGAUAUGGGAGCCGAUGGUUCAAAUCAGACAACUUACGUUGGCCAGGAACAAGUCGGAUAUCACAGUGACAAACUCGAAGAAAAUAAAGAGAUUUUUGAAAGAGAAUCGAUUCACGCGUCCAAUACCGGAUCUAGAAUCUGGACAAUCGGGCACGAAAAGAUACCGCGAUUCGUAAGACCUCGUUCGAGAGCAGCAAGUGAGAUUAGAAUACAAGAAACGAAAAACGAGGAUCGAAACAUCGAACGAACUUGGUCCGGACCAACAGCGGCUAGAAAGAUUCAGGAAUUGAUGAAAUCCCGUGUAAAUGAAUCAUCGGGCAAAGAACGUGACAUUAAAGAUACCAAAUUCUCUAAACUUCGCAAUUUUGCAUUAACAAAAAACGUUCCUAAAGCAUUGAUCUCGUCCAGCCCUUGGAAAAAUCGUUUCUCGAUAAGUUCGGAAAAAAAAAUCUCCGAAUUCGAUCGCAAUAUUAACGGUAAAGACUUGGCCGGACAAGGAUCUUUGUCGAUCGAUGAUAGACGAGAGUCGAUCCCAACCAAUUUAAAUCCACAAAGAUAUUAUUACACGCAUACCGGCGCGGCUAACAAUUUCAACAACAAUGUUAAUAAUAAUGUACUCGAAGAGACCAGUUUGGCCGAUUUUUUGAGAGCCCUUACCGUUCUUCACGCUAGCGUUGCUGUCAACAACGGUAAUUGGACCUCUGCUACGAACGAAGAUCAGAUUCGUCGUGAUCAACCUCGAAGAAAAUUAGGCACCGCUUCUUUAACACCGCCGAAACUUCCUAGCUUGUUUACCUUAUUUUCACCAUCUCCACCCGUAUCAACCACUCAAAGUAAUCAAAACACUAUUACGCAAGAAUCUAAUAUAAACUGGAACGAAGAUAAACUACCUUGGUUUCAAACAACAAGACGAGAAUCGAGAAGAGGUAGUUUAGCGUUUGCUCAUCCUACCAUGGCUGCCAAAUCGAGACGAUUUUCUUUGAGACCUGUAGCAACACCUGUCAGUCCACCGACGCCUCCGAAAAAUGACUCACCAUUCUUAUCGAAAACUAAAUCAACGUUUUUGUUCGAAUCCCCUAAAGAGCCUCUUAUUCUAACAGAGAGAACACCAGGUUUUUCAACGCCGAUCAAAUCAACCUUGAGCGAUCGUCGUUUCUCGUUACGACCAGCUCAAAAUCCGAACGUUAAUUUAAAAGGAGGUAAUACUUCUAUCGUUUCUACGCAAAAAGUUGCACCUCGUUGGAAGGCUGGUAUAUUGCAACGACAAAUCGGUCAAAUGAAUCUUCGACGUCGAGCCAGAGCGUUCAGUUUGAGCGACGUUCACAUCGAAGAUCACGGAGAAAGAGCCGAACCUUUUCAUUUAUCAUCUAAUAUUAUUUACAAAAAAAAUAAUCACGAUACAAUUUAUAAAAAUCCUAAAACCGGUGAAUUUGCAUCAUCGAUCGAAAAUUCGGGUCAAUUCGCAUCUUUGGUUUCCAAUUCGGAACGAUAUUCACCGCUUUCACAAGAAAUUAUUUCUACGAAUUCUGUUCGCCUCGAGGAAAAGAACGUACGAAUCAUCGAUCCACAAUCACAUUCCAUCGUACACACAAUUCCUAUCGAGAAUGUCGAUGAUCGUUCGAACGAAUCUACAUCUAAUUCUCGUUUAAGCGAUCGAAUAGAAUCAACUUUGUGUAAAGAUGCCCGAAUAAGUACAAAAAAACAAGUAUCAUCGAAUGAUUCUUUCACUAAUAAUUCUACUUCUCAAUAUAAUUUAUUUACUAAUAUCGACGCAGAAUCACAAGAACCAUUGGUGGAAGUAAAAAUAGAAAAUUCCAGUACAAAUAUCAUUUCCGAUCCGUUUAAAACAGUUACACCCGAUGUUUCUUCGCAUCAUUCGUUAGAUUCUCUUGCAGAGUUCAAAACCGAGAAGCACAAAUCACACUUGCCUAUCGAUAAAUCGUGACACAGACUUUUCGUUCAUUUCGUUCAAAACGGAUUUAUUAAUCGGACAAUAAUAGAACAAUCGCAAAUCGUGUUCAUUUUCGAUGUAAUUAAUUCUACGAUUCUCUUUCAUCAUUCUUUCAAGUGAAAAAAUGAUAAUUUCGAACAACAUACGAGAUACGUUAUAGGGAUACGAUGACGAUACAAAGUACUUAU